Molecule: messenger RNA, 1983 nt
Organism: Blastocystis hominis
Lineage: Eukaryota; Bigyra; Opalinata; Blastocystidae
Exons: 8
Coding region: 1-1983 (660 amino acids)
Biological process (GO): maturation of LSU-rRNA from tricistronic rRNA transcript (SSU-rRNA, 5.8S rRNA, LSU-rRNA); ribosome biogenesis
Cellular component (GO): PeBoW complex; preribosome, large subunit precursor
Molecular function (GO): ribonucleoprotein complex binding; protein binding
Source: RefSeq, a predicted model, not a curated record
AUGCGUCCGAAGUCGCUGGACGCGAUCGACAAGUACAUUCACACCCACGACAAGAACGAGCGCUGGACGAUCUACGACGAAAAGGAAGGCAAGGAGAUCCGUUUGACCCCGCGCCAAAUCGCCAUCAUCAAGAACAUCCAGAACCACCAAGCCGCGCUUCCUGGCUACGACGACGAGCCGGAGUACAUCCCCUACGCUUCCGGCGAGGUGGAGACCAUGCCGCUGGUGGAUCCGAACCCUGUGAAGAGCACGUUCAUCCCCGCGGUUUGGGAGCGCCGCAAAGUGGCGAAGAUCAUGAAACGCAUGCGCCAGGGGCGUUACAAGCUGCAAGCGUCCAAGGAGACCAAGCUGUUCUACGACAUGUGGGAAGAGGAGGGAGAAGAGCGCCGAAACGCCCCGCCCAGCCUGGCCGCGCCGAAACUCCCCCUUCCGGACCACAGCGAGUCGUACAACCCCCCCGAGGAAUAUCUGCCCAGCGAAUCGGAGAAGCGGGAAUGGGAGGAAGCCAGUCCCGAGGACCGGUCGGGGCGUUUCACGGCGCUGACUCGUAGAAAGCGGAACUUCCUGCCGCAGAAAUUCGCGUGUCUGCGUCGCGUGCCGCUGUACAUAUCCGAGGAUUCCCGCGGGGAGCCCUUAACGCCAGGCGAACUUCGUGAAGGAGCGGUACGAGCGCUGUCUGGACCUGUACCUGUGUCCGCGGUCGAUCAAGCAGCGCAUCACGAUCGACCGCAACGCGCUGCUGCCGGAGCUGCCGAACAUCAACGAGCUGCGGCCGUUCCCGACGACGCAGAGCCUGGAGUUCGACUUCCAGGCGGGCCGCGUGCGGUCGAUCCACGUGGACGCGACGGGGUUCUAUCUGGCGUCGGGCGGCGAUGGAAAGCAGCUGAUCAUUUCCGAGCUGAUGACCGGGCGCGUGAUGAAGACGUACGCGUUCCCCGCGGUGAUCCAGGAGAUCCGGUGGAACCCGUCGGCGUUGUACUCGGACGUGAUCGCGGUGGCGAGCGAGACGGAGGUGUAUCUGAUCGACACCGAGCUCUCGGGGAACGCGGACGUGCAUCGGCGCUGCCGCGAUCUGCUUGCCGAGGCGUCGAGUGGCUCGUCAACAAGGCCGCCGAGCAAAUCGACGAGCCCAGCGAGGCCAAUGGAGCCAAUGGGUCCAGUGGGUCCAAUGAGGCCAGUGGGUCCAAUGGGUCCAAUGGGUCCAAUGAGGCCAAUGAAUCCAAUGAAUCCAAUGAAUCCAAUGGGUCCAAUGAGCCCAGCGUGUUCGUGGACAUGGCGAACAUCGUGGUGCUGCGGCACAGCUCGCCGGUGAAGGACAUGGCGUGGCACCACAAGGGCGACUACUUCUGCGUGAACGCGAGCUCGGCGUCGGCGUCGAUCGUGUACAUCCACCAGCUCAGCAAGGGCACCUCGCAGAUCCCCAUCAGCAAGCUGAAAGGCCUGGUGCAGCGCGUUCUCUUCUCGCCGUCCUCGCUGCCCUACCUCUUCGUCGCCACCCAGACCGAGGUCAAGAUCUACAAUCUCGUCAAACAGACCCUCGUGAACAAGCUCCGCACCGGGGUCAAGUGGGUGUCGUCGAUGGCUAUCCAUCCGUGCGGAGACAAUCUCAUCGUGGGAAGUUUCGAUGCUCGACUGUCCUGGUUCGAUCUCGACCUCGCGUCCACGCCUUACAAAACGCUACGGUAUCACAAGAAGGCGAUUCGAAAGGUGCAGUUCCACGAUCAGUACCCUCUGAUGAGCACUUGCUCCGAUGAUGGAACCAUUCAUGUAUUCCAUACCACUGUUUAUAAUGAUUUCGUACACAACGCGUUGAUCGUGCCGCUGAAGAUUCUCCGUGGUCACGAGAUUAAGGACGAUCUGGGAGUUCUCGAUACGCAGUUCCAUCCGACGCAGCCGUGGAUUAUUACGGCGGGAGCAGAUCAUACGAUUCGGAUGUAUAUCAAUAUUCCUUGCCAUGUUUGUUUGAGUCAUGUCGAAGGCUAG